GUGACCGUUGUAGCAAUUCUGUUGCCUAUCGGUGCUAUUCCCCCAGCUUUGCUCGUAUUUGGGGAUUUUACGAUUGUUAUCCACUCGAAAGCCAUAUCAAUCGUUAUUUAUCCCCAGAAGACUCACGACACUCGCGAGUCACAAACCAGGUCAAAGAUAAUCUCAACCUCAUUUUAUACUCUUUGCAGAAGUCACAGAAAUAAUGGGAAACUAUACUAGCACAGUGGAUUCGGGCCCCUCGGAUGGCGACUCGCCAGAGAUGAAGCAGUAUCUCAGCGAACUACCAUCAAAGAACUUGGAGCCCCUUUGGUCACAGAUGAGCAUGAUGGUGCCGCCAACACCAAACCCCACAGCGAAACCACAUAUGUGGACAUACAGAGAAGCCUUGCCUCAUCUAGAGACAGCGGCCAAGUUGGUGCCAGAGGAGAAAGCUGAGCGACGAGUUCUGAUGCUAGUGAACCCCAGCAUGCAAUCACCAUACACAACAGACACUAUUUAUGGAGGUCUUCAGAUCGUCAAUCCUGGCGAGACAGCGCCAGCACACAGACAUCUUGCCUUCGCAGCUCGCUUCAUCAUCGAUGGCGAAGGUUUCACCGCAGUCGAGGGCAAGAAGAUGCCUCUCGUUAGAGGCGAUGUUGUCAUCACACCGAUCUGGCACUGGCAUGACCAUGGCAACGAGAGUGAUAAGCCAGUAGUCUGGUUGGAUAUGUUGAACCUGCCUUUGUUCCGCUUUGCUCCAGUUCACUUUGCUGAGGGCUACUCUGACCCACGAUAUCCCAGCGAGCAUUGUGACCCUUGCGAGUUCCGAUUCCCAUGGGCUCCCGUUGAGAAAGAACUCAACUCUGACAAGAGCGACUACUCCAUCUAUCACUAUAAGCUCUCUAGCGGAAAGCCUCUGUCAACAUUCCUCGGUGUUCAAGCCGAGAGAUUGGGCCCUGGUGCCACGGUAGAGUCACAAGAAAGCCAGUCAUAUCUCUACCACUGCUAUGAAGGAAAGGGUCGGACUGAGCUUGUGACGCCGACAGGAGAGACGAUGACGUUCAAGUGGGAGGCGCGUGAUACUUUUGCUGUACCUUCCUGGUGCAAGAUCAAGCAUAUUAAUGAGUCUACCACAGAGCAAGCUUACCUGGUAGCCUGCCAUGAUGGACCAUUUCUUGAAUGUCUGGGCAUUCAACGAAGGAAUGAAUAGGCUAUGGUAGCCGACAUAUAGCAUAAUGGUAUCUUUCUUGGGCAUAUUUAUCACAAGCUAGCUUUGAAUUCAGCACAUG
Fusarium odoratissimum NRRL 54006 is the source of this 1268-nucleotide messenger RNA. Its product is annotated as gentisate 1,2-dioxygenase. The transcript has 3 exons. Gene Ontology annotation, molecular function: dioxygenase activity. NCBI's taxonomy places the organism in Eukaryota, Fungi, Ascomycota, Sordariomycetes, Hypocreales, Nectriaceae. Bases 203 to 1189 code for a protein of 328 amino acids. The record is from RefSeq and is a predicted model, not a curated record.